Molecule: messenger RNA, 4537 nt
Organism: Dioscorea cayenensis subsp. rotundata (Guinea yam)
Lineage: Eukaryota; Viridiplantae; Streptophyta; Magnoliopsida; Dioscoreales; Dioscoreaceae
Product: ABC transporter G family member 39-like
Cellular component (GO): membrane
Molecular function (GO): ATP binding; ATP hydrolysis activity; ABC-type transporter activity
Source: RefSeq, a predicted model, not a curated record
CAAACCAUGAGGAACCUCUAGUCACUCAUUACCACCCUCUUCUCCAUUUCCUUUAUCCUCUCUCUCUCUCUCUCUCUCUUUCUGUUUCUCUGUUUAUCUGCAUUUUGUCAGUGCAUUUGCUCCAUUCUUAAUCAUCAUCAUCAUCAGCAUCAUCAAGACUAAGUGUACAGUAAUGGAGAUGAAUAACAGCAGCCAAAAUGCAAGCAGUUUACAAAGGAGUGGAUCAGGAUGGAGGAGCAAAAGCAUCAAGGACCCAACAAACAGGACCCACAUUGUGGCCAGUCUCAGUAGAAGUGGUUCUGCAUGGAGAAGCUGUAGCACUAAAGAUGUCUUCUCACGUUCAGUUCAUUAUCAACAAGAAGAAGAUGAUGAUGAACUAGCUCUCACUUGGGCUGCUCUUGAUAAACUCCCUACUUAUGACCGUGUCCGGACCGGAAUUCUCACCGGUGUCAACUCCCCGGUCACCGUCGAAAAUCUCGGUCAUCAAGAUAGGAAGAACUUGAUGGAUAGACUUCUUAGAGUUGCUCAGGAUGAUAAUGAGCAAUUCUUGUUGAAGCUCAAGGACCGUUUGGAUUGUGUUGGCAUUGAGAAUCCAACCAUUGAAGUCAGGUUUGAGAAUUUGGAUGUGAGAUCAGAGGUUUAUGUUGGUGAUAGAGGUGUUCCUACAGUGUUUAACUUCUUCAGAAAUAAGUUAGAGGAAUUGCUGCAUUUUUUGCAUGUUUUGCCAAGCGGAAAAAGACCGAUAACGAUCCUUAAUGAUAUCAGUGGAAUUAUUAAACCAAGAAGAAUGACAUUGCUUUUAGGACCUCCUGGUUCUGGUAAAACCACAUUGUUAUUGGCAUUAGCAGGGAAACUUGAUUCCAAUUUGAAGGUAUCUGGAAAAAUAAGUUACAAUGGACAUGGAAUGGAUGAGUUUGUACCACAGAGAACCUCUGCUUAUAUCAGCCAACAUGAUGUGCACAUUGGAGAAAUGACAGUCAGAGAAACACUGGCAUUUUCGGCGAAAUGUCAAGGCGUCGGAACUCGAUAUGAAAUGUUGACAGAAUUAUCAAGAAGAGAGAAAGCAGCAAAUAUUAAGCCAGACCCGGAUAUGGAUAUGUUUAUGAAGGCUACAUCACUAGAAGGGCAGGAAAGUGUAGUCACUGAAUAUAUCUUGAAGAUACUUGGAUUGGAUAUCUGUGCCGAUACGAUGAUUGGGGAUGCAAUGCUUAGAGGAAUCUCCGGAGGACAAAAGAAGCGAGUCACAACAGGUGAAAUGCUUGUCGGGCCAGCAAAAGCAUUGUUCAUGGAUGAAAUUUCAACUGGACUAGAUAGCUCCACAACAUUUCAGAUUGUGAAUUCUCUUAGACAAUCUAUUCAUAUACUUGAAGGCACAGCACUCAUUGCUCUUCUCCAACCAGCUCCUGAAACUUUCAAUCUCUUCGAUGAUAUUAUCCUCCUCUCUGAAGGGAUCAUCGUCUAUCAAGGUCCUCGCGAGCAAGCGAUAGCCUUUUUCGAGUAUAUGGGCUUCAAAUGCCCUGACAGAAAAGGCAUUGCUGAUUUCUUGCAAGAAGUUAUAUCAAGAAAAGAUCAACAACAGUAUUGGUUUCGUGAAAAAGAACCGUAUCGAUUCAUUUCAGCAAAGCAAUUUCGAGACGCAUUUUAUAAGUACUACAUCGGUCGAGCACUGAAAGACGAACUUCAGACUACGUUUGACCGGAGCAAGAAUCAUCCUGCUGCAUUAGCAACUUCAACAUACGGUGUCAGAAAGAUUAAACUGCUGAAAGCUUGCUUUGAGAGAGAGUUUUUACUGAUGAAGAGGAAUGCAUUUGUCUACAUUUACAAACUUUUUCAGCUAGUAUUAAUGGCAUCCAUUGCAAUGACGGUGUUCUUGAGAACUAACAUGCAUCAUGAUUCAGUUGAAGAUGGAGUAAUCUUCAUGGGAGCAUUAUUCAUGGGACUUCUGAUUCAUCUUUUCAAUGGAUUUUCAGAACUAGCAAUGAGCAUUGCAAAGCUUCCUGUUUUCUAUAAACAGAGAGAUCUUCUCUUUUAUCCUGCAUGGGCUUAUGCAUUGCCAACAUGGAUACUAAAAAUUCCAAUCUCAUUUCUUGAAAGUGCUAUCUAUGUUUCAAUGACUUACUAUGCCAUCGGUUUCGAUUCAUGCUCACCAAGGAUGAUCAAGCAAUUUCUGCUGUUUACAUUAGUAAGUCAAAUGGCUUCCGGGCUUUUUCGUGUCGUGGCCGCCUGUGGCAGAGAUAUGGUCCUCGCAAACACAUUCGGCGCUUUUCUUCAACUAAUAGUUAUAGUGCUCGGUGGCUUUGUCAUGUCACGCCAUAACAUCAAGAAAUGGUGGAUUUGGGGGUACUGGUCAUCACCAUUAAUGUAUGCUCAAAAUGCAAUUGCUGUCAAUGAGUUUCUAGGAAAGAGUUGGAAACAGGACAAUGAUACAAAAUCACUCGGAGUUCAAGUCUUGGAGUCUCGGGGAUUAUUUCCGCAUGCCAAGUGGUUUUGGAUCGGUGUCGGCGCAUUGCUCGCAUACAUUAUGAUUUUCAAUGUCAUCUUUACCGCUGCACUUACUUAUCUCAAACCACUUGGAAAUGGCAAAAGAGUGGUAUCAGAAGACAACUGCAUUAAUCUAGAUGAUAAUAUGCAACAAUCUUCGAAAGGAAGUGUAUUGGUUCAUCCGUCGAAAGGAGGAUGUACUGGUGAUGGCGAUACGAGAAAGAAGAGUGUGGUACUUCCCUUCACUCCAUUCUCAAUAGCCUUCAGUGAUAUCAAGUACUCUGUCGACAUGCCCCCGGAAAUGAAAGCACAAGGUGUGAAAGAAAACCGGUUGGUGCUUCUCAAUGGUGUCAAUGGAGCUUUCAGGCCAGGAGUUCUUACUGCAUUGAUGGGAGUAAGUGGAGCUGGAAAGACAACUCUAAUGGAUGUCUUGGCAGGAAGAAAAACCAAUGGCCUAAUCGAAGGCGAUAUCUUUAUAUCAGGCUAUCCGAAAAAACAAGAAACAUUCGCUCGCAUUUCAGGAUACUGUGAACAAACAGACAUUCACUCACCACACAUGACAGUAUACGAAUCACUCGUUUAUUCUGCAUGGCUUCGAUUGCCUCCCGAAGUGAAUUCGGGUCACAAGAAAGGUAUGUUCAUUGAGGAAGUUAUGGAAGUGGUUGAAUUGACUCAAUUGAAGAAAGUAUUGGUUGGUUUGCCUGGUUUGAGUGGACUUUCAACUGAGCAGAGAAAGAGAUUGACAAUUGCUGUUGAACUUGUGGCUAAUCCUUCCAUUAUAUUCAUGGAUGAACCGACAUCGGGUUUAGAUGCUCGAGCAGCAGCCAUUGUUAUGAGGACGGUGCGAAACACAGUGAACACAGGAAGAACAGUUGUGUGCACAAUUCAUCAGCCAAGCAUCGAUAUAUUUGAAUCAUUCGAUGAAUUAUUUCUUAUGAAACGUGGCGGCGAAGAGAUUUAUGCCGGUCCAUUAGGACACAAUUCAUGUGAAUUAAUCAAGUACUUCGAGGGAGUAAAAGGAGUUGAUAAGAUAAAAGAUGGUUGUAAUCCUGCAACAUGGAUGCUCGAAGUCACCACACUGGCACAAGAAGAUAAACUAGGCGUAAAUUUCUCGGAGAUAUACAAGAAUUCCGAACUCUUUCGGCGAACCAAAGCUCUAAUUAGUGAACUUAGUGAACCUCCACCGGCAUCGAAAGAUAUUUACUUCUCGACGAAAUACUCUCAACCUUUCCACAUCCAGUUCAUUGCUUGUUUCUGGAAACAAUUCAAAUCAUACUGGCGAAAUCCAUCGUAUAGCGCCAUUCGAGUUUUCUUCACUGCAGUUAUAGGCCUCAUGUUCGGAACAAUCUUCUACAAACUAGGCUCCAAAAGAAAAACACAACAGGAUUUAUUCAAUGCAAUGGGCUCAAUGUAUUCAGCUGUUUUGUUCAUUGGAAUCCAAAACUCUCAAAUGGUACAACCAAUUGUCGACAUUGAAAGAACAGUGUUUUACAGAGAGAAAGCUGCAGGAAUGUACUCAGCUCUUCCUUUUGCAUUUGCUCAGGUUGCAAUUGAGAUACCAUACACAAUGUUCCAAACUCUAUUGUAUGGCAUUCUAGUUUACAGCUUAAUAAAUCUAGAAUGGACAUUGGUGAAGUUCAUGUGGUAUUUGUUCUUCAUGUUCUUCACAUUUUUGUACUUCACAUACUACGGUAUGAUGGCGGUAUCGAUGACACCGAAUUCAGAUAUCGCCGCAAUUCUCUCCUCAGCAUUCUAUGCCAUAUGGAAUCUCUUCACAGGAUUUAUAAUUCCUCAUCCGAGAUUGCCAGUUUGGUGGAAAUGGUACUAUUGGGCAUCACCAGUUUCAUGGACUUUGUAUGGACUAUUUGGUUCACAAUUUGGAGAUAGAAAGGAUGAAAUGGAGAGUGGUGAAAGAGUGGAGGACUUUUUGAGAAGAUACUUUGGAUAUAAACAUGAGUUCUUGCCAUUUGUUGCUGUUGCUGUCAUUGGAUUUGCUCUUUUCUUUGCAUUUCUCUUUGCUUUUGCAAUCAAAAUGUUCAAUUUUCAAAGGAGAUGA